AUGUCAAAGCGAAAUCGAAAACAGAUCGAGCCAACGGCGGAAGAUCUGUCAAACGUUGAGUUUGAAACAUCGGAAGAGGUUGAUGUUGUGCAUACUUUUGAUAGUAUGGGACUGGGCGAAGAAUUAUUGCGUGGAAUCUACUCAUAUGGAUUUGAAAAGCCGUCUGCAAUUCAACAGCGUGCUAUCAAACAAAUUGUCAAGGGUCGGGAUGUUAUCGCACAAGCCCAAUCUGGUACCGGAAAGACGGCGACAUUUAGUAUUGCUGUAUUGCAAUCGUUGGAUAUAUCGCUACGUGAAACACAGGCGCUUAUCUUAUCACCAACUCGAGAAUUAGCUGUGCAAAUACAAAAGGUUGUACUUGCUUUGGGUGAUUACUUGAACGUGCAGUGCCAUGCAUGCAUAGGAGGUACAAAUGUUGGUGAAGAUAUUCGUAAACUUGACUAUGGUCAACAUGUCGUUUCGGGAACUCCUGGACGAGUUUUUGAUAUGAUCAGACGCCGCAAUUUGCGUACUCGAAGCAUAAAAAUGUUGGUACUCGAUGAAGCCGAUGAAAUGCUUAACAAAGGAUUCAAGGAGCAACUUUAUGAUAUCUAUCGUUAUCUUCCACCUGGUGCACAAGUUGUACUUCUUUCAGCAACCCUUCCUCAUGAAAUUCUUGAGAUGACAAGCAAAUUUAUGACUGAUCCUAUUCGUAUCCUCGUAAAACGUGAUGAAUUGACACUAGAAGGCAUCAAGCAGUUCUUUGUAGCAGUUGAUCGAGAAGAAUGGAAAUUCGAUACAUUGUGUGAUUUAUACGAUACUCUUACAAUCACACAGGCAGUAAUUUUUUGCAACACUCGAAGAAAGGUUGAUUGGUUGGCUGAGAAAUUAAAAGAGGCAAAUUUCACAGUGUCAUCUAUGCAUGGAGAAAUGGAACAAAAGGAGCGUGACGCAAUUAUGAAGGAAUUCCGUGGGGGCGCCAGUCGUUUAUUGAUUUCAACGGAUGUAUUUGCGCGUGGAUUGGAUAUACCACAAGUGUCACUUGUUGUCAAUUAUGACUUGCCAAACAAUCGUGAAUUGUAUAUCCAUCGAAUUGGACGAUCUGGUCGUUUCGGUCGUAAGGGUGUUGCCAUUAAUUUCGUGAAAUCUGAUGACAUCCGUAUUUUGCGUGAUAUUGAACAAUAUUAUGCCACUCAAAUUGAUGAAAUGCCAAUGAAUGUGGCAGAUCUCAUCUGA
Molecule: messenger RNA, 1215 nt
Organism: Brugia malayi
Lineage: Eukaryota; Metazoa; Nematoda; Chromadorea; Rhabditida; Onchocercidae
Product: ATP-dependent helicase DDX48, putative
Exons: 10
Coding region: 1-1215 (404 amino acids)
Cellular component (GO): nucleolus; catalytic step 2 spliceosome
Molecular function (GO): ATP binding; mRNA binding; RNA helicase activity
Source: RefSeq, a predicted model, not a curated record